Molecule: messenger RNA, 3662 nt
Organism: Hypanus sabinus (Atlantic stingray)
Lineage: Eukaryota; Metazoa; Chordata; Chondrichthyes; Myliobatiformes; Dasyatidae
Product: glycoprotein-N-acetylgalactosamine 3-beta-galactosyltransferase 1-like
Exons: 4
Coding region: 1435-2472 (345 amino acids)
Cellular component (GO): membrane
Molecular function (GO): N-acetylgalactosaminide beta-1,3-galactosyltransferase activity
Source: RefSeq, a predicted model, not a curated record
UUUUGAUUACAUUUGGAGUGACAAAACCUAACGGUGUUCUUACAAAAGAAUAUUUCUGUCUUUUCUCCGUCUAUUUUCUGGAAACAGAAUUAUGUGCUGGUGGUAUGAUAAACUAAAUUUCUUUUGUAACUUCAACUGGUGAGAUUACUGACAAGCAUAAUGGAAUAGAGCAGAAGACUUGAUGGGCCAAAUGGCCUAAUUCUGCUCCUAUGUCUUAUGGUCUUAUUUAUUUUCCUCUCAACCUCAUUUCCCUGCUUUUUGCCUGUAACCUUUUACACCCUUCCUAAUAAACACGCUAUCAACUCUUGUUUAAAAUAUACCCACUGACUUGUCUCAACAGAGGUCUGCAGCAGUUAUUUCCACAGAUUCAAUACCCUCAGAAUAAAGAAAUUCCUCACUUUUGCUCUAAAGGGACAUCCUUUUAUUCUGAGGCUGUACCCUCGGGUCCUAGAUUGUCCCCGCCAGCCAAUACUGUCAUCACUGUCUUGUAUGGAGGGGGCGGGGGUACUACACAAAAUCAAAAUAAGCUGCAGAGAGUUGCAAACUUCCUCAGCUCCAUCACGAGUAUCAGCCUCUGUAGUAUCCUGGACAUCUUCAACGAGCGACGCCACAGAAAGGCGGUAUCCAUCAUUAAGGACCCAUCACCCAGGACAUGUCCUCUUCUCAUUGCUACCAUUAAAAAGAGGUACAGGAUCCCGAAGGUACACGUUCGAUGAUUCAGGAACAGCCACUUCCUCAAUCCCAUAUGAUUUCUGAAUGGACAAUGAACCCAUGAACUAUCUCACUACUUUUUUAAAAUUUUUACUUUUGCAAUACUUAUUUAGCGACAUUUAUCUAUUUUAUAGCAGUACUGAAUUCCACUCUACCGAUUACACAACCACCCUCCAUUCUCCAGCCUUCUUUCGAUACAAAUCUCCGUCGCUCUUUGUAGUAGCGCCCCUAGCAGGAAGAAAUAAUUACUGCCUGACUAGCUUAUAAAUGCAAUUGUUUAAAAUUCAGUAUAAUUAGAAAAUGGGAACUAGAUUAACUUUCUUAGCGUUUAUACACAUAGCUAUUGGCGCUUGGUGUUUGCCCUUUAUUAAAUCGACACACUAUUUUGUAAACAUCAGUGUUUUCUUGGUCUUGUUUUACCUUGUUGUACAAUCUCCUUAUGCACACAUGUGAAAGGAUGUUUAAGAACUGAUAACACAAAAGAACCGCACUUCCAGAAGUUGGAGGGCAGAAUACAAACCGGACGUGAGUGCAGAGUCAGCGGCUGGACGGCCUCUCGCAGCAGACGUGCUCCAUUCCUACUUCCGUGCUCUUUGCUACGUGAGCUCCGAGAAGGCGACGCCCGAGGUUCGGCUGGCCGGCAGUUUAUUAGCGGGCUGGCUGCUGCUCCGUGUGCAAGCUGUGCAGACACUCGCAGGACGAGCUGAUUAUUAUAACUUGAAAAUGGCCGUCUCAAGAUCUGUAGUAUCUCUGUUCAUGUUUUUGUGUGGCCUGGGAUUAGGAUUUCUCAUCUGCUACUUCAUGAUCAAAGUAAUAAACACAAAGCAGCAGCAGCACAAGCAUUUGCUCUUCAACGAUCCACACGGACACUUAGAAGAACUUGACCACCAUCAACACCACCAUCUUAAAGGAGAGAUGAACUUCAAUGCUGACAUCAGUCAACAUAAAGAUGAAAACAGAAGUGUUGCUGAUGAUCUAUAUAAGAGAGUGCGAAUCCUUUGUUGGGUGAUGACUGGGCCCCAGAAUCUGGCAACAAAGACUAAACACGUCAAAGCCACCUGGGCAAAAAAAUGCAACGUUGUGCUUUACAUGAGUUCUGAAGAAGAUAAAGAUUUCCCCACAGUGGGAUUGGGUGUUAAAGAAGGAAGAGACCAGUUGUAUUGGAAAACUAUCAAAGCUUUUCAUUAUGUUUUUGAACAUCACUUGAAUGAAGCUGAUUGGUUCUUGAAAGCAGAUGAUGACACAUAUGUGAUUGUUGAAAAUCUGCGCUGGCUAUUAUCAAAGUAUUCGCCUGACCAGCCCAUAUUCUUUGGAAGAAAGUUUAAGCCAUUUGUUAAGCAAGGGUACAUGAGUGGUGGAGCUGGAUAUGUACUUAGCAAAGAAGCUGUGAAAAGGUUUGUUGAUGGCUUCAAGACUGGGAAAUGCAGUCAUUUUACAUCCACAGAAGACUUGGCCAUGGGCAGAUGUUUGGAAACUGUUAACGUCGAAGCUGGAGAUUCCAGGGACACAAAUAAAAGGGACACCUUUCAUCCUUUUCCACCAGAGCAUCAUUUGUCAAAAAGUUUUCUACCCAAAACAUUCUGGUACUGGAACUAUUGCUAUUACCCCACUGAAGAGGGUCCUGGAUGCUGUUCUGAUCUGGCAGUGUCGUUCCACUACAUUAACUCUAAAACCAUGUACUACUUAGAAUAUUUGACUUACCAUCUACGACCAUAUGGCUACAAGUAUAGGUAUAAUCCAGACUCUGAAGCAACAAAAUAGGAAAUUACAUAGAUUUCUGUAAAACUUGUGUUUAAAUGACACUGCAGGUGACAAAAUCGUCCAAAUCUGUGUGUUAGAAAUGAACAGUCGUCUAAAGUGUUCUCGAGAUUCCUCUUCAGGCAAGUUGCACUGGACAGUACAAGAUUUACAAGCCACAGAAGUAAUUCUGUGAAAAUUGAUGAAUUGAUCAACAUAAGGACAUCAGUUGAUUUUGUUUUUUUAUUUACUAUGGCCUUGAUUUAACUAGAAAGGUUUUUUAUCACUAUAAAUAACUUGUAGUUCCGUCAUGGUUUAGUGGGAAGAAUGUUGCCUUUCUUUUUGAUAUUUAAAUGUGGAUGAUAAGAGUAUUGUUCAUUUGUUUUGGUUUGCUGCGAUCUUUCAGCAACAGCUUGAAGACAUUUUAACUAGAUUCAAUUUUGCUCUAUGAGGAUGAAGAGAAAUACUGUUUAUGAUCUUGCUUAUGGGUACAAAGAUCAUUACACUUUCCUGGAGGCCUUUACCUAUAUGGAGUCACCCCCUUUACAGGUAGUUUAAUUCCCCACCCCCAGAAAAAUUGUAAAAUUGUAACAGUUACAGAAUUGUACCCUUAACAAGAUUCAAAGCAGAAGACUGAUAUCAGGAGAAUGAACAGUUUUGACAAUUGUACAGCAUUUCAAAGAUCAUCUUUGCAUGUGUAAUCAAAGGAAAUAAUAUACAUGGUUUAGUUUAAAUUUGGAAGUAAUCAUUGGGUGUAAAUAUGGAAUAAGAAUAUCAAAGUAAAUUUAACUUGGUACUGUAUGUGAAUUGGGAAGAAGUCUUAAACUACCCAUUCAAACAUUCAUUUCAUGCUAUUGAGCAAAAUCAAAAUGAAGACGUAAUUUACACACUGAAAACGUUUCUCAAUGUGAUUUUUAGUUUAAAUCCUCAAGCCUCUUCGCACACUCCAUGCUAGUUUAACCUUCCUGUUUGUCAAAUGCAUACCUGGAGUACUUCUGUUUUUUAAAAAAAAGUUUUUUUUGCUUCAAUUGUGUUUUGAAAGAAUGUUCAAAAUUUUAAUCACCUCUUUAUAAAAAUGUAUUAAUUUUUAAAUUUCCUUUAAUGGUUUGAAGCUCUUCCACUGUCAGUAACAAUCUGAAAUAAAACAAGAUCUGAUGGUCCAGUUCCUGUGAAACUUUGUAAAUGCCAGACUAGCAGGUUUUCUGUAUGUUGGU